Pelagomonas calceolata is the source of this 1279-nucleotide messenger RNA. The record is from the annotation of a GenBank genome assembly. NCBI's taxonomy places the organism in Eukaryota, Pelagophyceae, Pelagomonadales, Pelagomonadaceae.
CUCCUGAGCUCGCGGGUUUCUACAUCGACAGCCAUUGCGCUGUGAUGGGCAGCGUACCUCAACUGAUGUCGCUGAUGUGGUGUGCUACGCAGUGCGGCGCGUAUCCCAUUCGUUUCGCGUUGCUGUCUCACCAGCACAGUGGCACGCAUUUCUUCCGCGAGGUGAUGACAUAUCUGGGCGUUAUCAUGGGUAACGAGAUGUUCAGCCGCGACAUGUGCGCACUGCAAGGGUUGCCGCGCCCGCCCCCCGAGGAGGAGCUAGACAGCAUGUUCGGCUUCCGUGACGCGGAUUGGGCAGCUUUCCGCGACUGCGUCUGCCUGCGCGGCGCGACGGCGGGGGUCUGCCCCUUUGACGAGGCCGAGGCGCAGCGCAACGGAAACUCAAGCCUGCGGGUAACGCGGAGCCACCAGGCGGUCGGCUUCAUCUGGCAGUGCUGUGGCGUCAGCGCGUCGUGGGGCCUCUCUCUGCGCGAGCACAUCCCGUACCUACGACGGGCGGGCAUCCGGGUUGUCGUGCUCGAGCGGAUCAAUCCAAUGGCAAUGUCGAUGUCGUCGUCGAACACGGAGAACAUCGUCCACCGCGGCCGGGACGACUCUUUCAAUCUCAGUGAGGCUGACCUGCACAAUAUGGUGCUGGUGCGCCAGAAAAACGAGGGCAUGUUCGCUGGCGCCUUGCAGCUCCUGCUGAGGGCACAUGUCCCGGCGCUGUACGUAACCUACGAGACACUGAACCGGAACUAUUCCGCCUUCGUCCCGAUCCUGCGCUUCCUCGGUCUCAAGGCCACCUUCGAUGCCCCGGCCAUGCUGCACGUCACUGACCCCGUCAAUGACAAGGAAAGGCAAGCAAUGGCGCCAGCGUCGCUGGUGCGUAGCUAUGGCCUUUCCAACGCGACCAAGCACCACAUCCGCAAGACGAUAUCAUACAUCGAGAACGCGGCGUCGGUUGAGCGCUGGGUCACGGGCGGGAAUAUUCCUGGGCUGCAGCUGUGCCACUUGCACGACAACUGUUCUCUUCUCCCGGUGAAAUGCUUCGACCCCGGGCACGCUCGUGCAGCUGGUCGUGCCCGUCUUCUCUCCGUGAAGGUCGGAGACUCAAAACAAAGGUCCGAAUAGGCGGUCACGAUCUUACAUACUCUCUUAUUUUUGGGAUUCGAGAUUCGGGAUUCGCUGAGAAUGAAGAUUCGCGGAAUACCGUGACCCCAUGCAGAUUUAAAUAAAUAAAGCCAUAAAUAAAUCAUGAUAAACAAACAAACAAACAAACAAACAAACAAAUGAUUAAG